AAUAGCUCUGCUAUUAAAUAUUAUUUAGGAGAUACAAUGACCUGGUUUGAUGCUUUGAGAUAUUGCAGAGAGAAUCACACAGACCUGAUCAGUGGACCACAGCUGAACGAGCUGCAUAAUAAUCCCAAAGAGAAGAUAAUACAACUAUAUAAUGGGAAUAGUGAGAAUAACUUAAGCUCACUAUCACAUUUUCACCACAUUUUCAUCGGACUGUUCAGAGACGCUUGGACCUGGUCAGAUGGGAGCAGUUUCUCUUUCACAUACUGGAAUCUGAACUAUGACAGUGAAAGUAUAAAACAUGACUGCAGCAUUCGUAACAAGAACGGCAUGUGGGAAACCAAACCAUGUUCUGAGGAAAAACCCUUCUUCUGUUACACAGAUCAUGUGAUCCUGAUCAAAGAGAGCAGGACCUGGGAGGAGGCCUUAUACUACUGCAGACAUCACCACCAUGACCUGGUCACCAUCACUAACAUGGAUGAACAGAUCUGGGUCCAGGAGAAAACCAAGAAUGCCUCCUCUCCCUUUGUGUGGACUGGACUGCGCUACACCUGCACUCUGGGGUUCUGGUUCUGGGUCAGUGAUGAGGUGGUCCACUACAAGAACUGGGCCUCACCUGGACAGGGGAAUGAGUGUGACAUGUCAGGAGCCAUGGACACAGGAGGAGAACACAAGUGGUUCAAGAAACAUGAUGAGGAGAAGUUCAACUUUUUCUGUUCAAAGUAGAAAUCUGCUCAAUGAUUACAGGCUUUUUAUCAACUGAAAUUAUUGGUUUCAAAUUAAAUUUCUAUAUUUCUCAGAAAAAAAUUGUUUGUUUACAUUUGUAAACCUGCAUAUUAUAUUUUUUAGGUCAUGGUCGUGUUACAAAUUUUAAGUAUAUCUCCCAUCUAACCCUUGUGCUAUCCUAUGGGGUCCAGAUGGCCUGAUCAUUACA
Oryzias latipes (Japanese medaka) is the source of this 931-nucleotide messenger RNA. The record is from RefSeq and is a predicted model, not a curated record. Lineage: Eukaryota; Metazoa; Chordata; Actinopteri; Beloniformes; Adrianichthyidae.